AGUCAGUGCCACCAGUCAGUGCCCAGCGGUUGUGCCAGUCAGUGUCCAGCAGUGAUGCCAGCCAGUGCCACCUAUCAGUGCUGUCUAUCAGUACCCAUUAUCAGUGCCCUCUAUCAGUGCCACCUAUCAGUGCCGCCUAUCGGUGCCACCUCAUUAGUGCUGCCUAGCAGUGCCGCAUAUCCGUACCACCACCUCAUUAGUGCUGCUGCCUAUCAGUGCCCUUUAGUGCUGCCUAUCAGUGCCCAUCAGUGCUGCCUGUCAGUGCCGCCUAUCAGUGCCCAUCAGUGCUGCCUCAUCAAUGCACAUCAGUGAAGGAGAAAAAUUACUUAUUUGCUAAAUUUUAUAACAGAAACAAGAAAAACAUUUUUCAUCAGCAUUUUUGACCUUUUUUGUUUGU
Messenger RNA from Staurois parvus, 397 nucleotides. The record is from the annotation of a GenBank genome assembly. Lineage: Eukaryota; Metazoa; Chordata; Amphibia; Anura; Ranidae.